CACACAACCUCAUAACACUCUGCGCGCUCUCGCAAGCCGGUUGUGUCAACCGGUUUCGUGAAGUGAUUAGUGAUUGUGCUUGUGAUUUGUUUUCAAUGGAUUGUGUCGAAAUGGAAGAUAAGCCGUACAGCGUUGACAGCUCGGACGAUAUCAACGUAGAAGAGGAAGAAGACGAAUGCAUAGAAGAUAAUCAUAGUUAUCCACCAGACUUCCCGAUAGAGGCUUUAGUUAAAUUAGAGAGACCAUCACCGCCGAUACCUACACCACCCCGCACGCCUCCCACAGACGAUACACCACCAGCAGUGAUAGUAUCACGGCACCAGGCGGCCUGGUCACCACAGUAUCCCCCCAUGCCAGCAAGACAGAUGCAGACAUACGCCUACGACAAACAAACCCCGUACUACCCAAUGUCGUACGUUCAGGCGCAAGUAGCGACGCUUCCCCCGUCGGCACCUUACCACGCGAUGCUGGUAAACCAGUGGAUAAGGAACGCUGCGUUGUACCAUCACACACUCAGAUACCCAGCGAUGGCCCAAAGAAUGCCGGGAAGGAACCCCCCGCCGAUGCGUGCCCCCGGAGCCCCGGGAACGAGGCCAAAGAAGCAGUUCAUCUGCAAAUACUGCAAUCGUCAGUUCACCAAAUCCUACAACCUGCUCAUCCACGAAAGAACACACACCGAUGAAAGGCCCUACUCCUGUGACAUCUGCGGAAAAGCUUUCAGGAGACAAGACCACCUUAGAGAUCACAGGUACAUCCACUCGAAGGAAAAGCCGUUUAAGUGUACCGAAUGCGGCAAAGGUUUCUGCCAAUCGAGAACUUUGGCGGUGCACAAAAUUCUGCACAUGGAAGAAUCUCCCCAUAAAUGCCCCGUUUGCAACAAGAGCUUCAACCAAAGAUCGAAUCUGAAGACGCAUCUACUGACCCACAGUGACGCGAACAAACAUCAUCUUGAGCAUCUAGAGGGCUGCCAAGAAGUUUCAUCUACCAGCCAAGUCUCGGAGAGUCCUCUUCUAGAUUUAUCUCACAAACCACCAUCACCAUCAAACUUCCAAAAUCAAAUUCAACAGUCACCUGUUCAAGCGCCAAAAAAGACAUUAGGAUUUUCAAUAGAUGACAUCAUGAAACGAUAAUUUUAGUAUUCAAUCUGAAUGUUUUAUCGAGUUCUAGACAUUUAAUUUUGUUAAAAUUAGGCCAAAGAUUUUGUAUUAGCAUUUCAUGUGUUCACAAACUAAAAACAUCCAGUACCUAAGUAGUUUUAAAUAGCAUAUCGGUUAUUAUUUAUUUUGUAAUUUGUAGGUUUUGCAUUUUCAUUAACUUCAUUGAAAUUCUUAAAUAUUAUGUCUUCUGCCAAUGAUGAUUCAAAAUUUAGCUUUUCGAAUAAUAAUUAUUAUAAUUUGUUUUAAAUUUUGCCUAGAACAUACAAUCCUUCGACGAUCUUUCAACAAAAGACUGAAGUUAUAGUUUUAUUAUUGUUAUUGUUUUUAGGAGUUUAUUUAUUUGUGAUAUGUUUAGUUUAUGGUCAACUACAGUUACCAAAAAGUAUUACCUUAUUUUAGUUUCCAUCAUCGCUAUUCCGAUGUACAAAUAGUUGUAAUUGUAAUAU
Aricia agestis (brown argus) is the source of this 1603-nucleotide messenger RNA. RefSeq names its product protein odd-skipped (gene odd). The transcript has 3 exons. Gene Ontology annotation, cellular component: nucleus. The record is from RefSeq and is a predicted model, not a curated record. Gene Ontology annotation, molecular function: DNA-binding transcription factor activity, RNA polymerase II-specific; RNA polymerase II transcription regulatory region sequence-specific DNA binding. Lineage: Eukaryota; Metazoa; Arthropoda; Insecta; Lepidoptera; Lycaenidae. Gene Ontology annotation, biological process: embryo development; embryonic hindgut morphogenesis; embryonic pattern specification. Bases 96 to 1130 code for a protein of 344 amino acids.